UUCCAUUCGAUGUCGUAUUCCUUGCGCGAUUCCGUGUCCAACACAAGCCACGAUUCCGACAUGUCAGACAUGUAGGUGACACCAACCACGCUCUGCCUGUUGAUGCAAUUUAUUUUGUCCGCAACUUCCGCUGAGCCAUCAUCACUUUCCAGUGGCUCGGCUCAUCGGGCCCCAGUUCUCCUUCGGAUUCAUUUGGUAUCGCACAAGCUUCUGCUUAUUCUCCUCGCGGCCCAGUUCCUCAUCGAAGACCACCUCGGUGAUCUUGGAAACCGCAUCGUCCACUUUCGUUGGUUCCGUGAGACCCCCUUCGGUUGUCUCCUGCUUCUCCCCCAAGCGCAAAAGUCUCCAGCCUUGCAAUGGCUUCGAGUAACGCGAUACCCGAGACCUUUGAGAGCGCCCUUCAAAUGUGCUUCUGGGGGGCUUUGGCAGUUCAUGAGGCCUGCCACCUGCGCAGGGUAGAAGUAGAAAGGAUAAGGGUCAAUGGCAGCCAGCUCAGCUUCCGUAACCUUCUUCUUGACCACCUUGCCCAAUUUGCCGCUGUCCUUUUGAGCUUCGACUUCUUGGGGAGUCGGCAAGAACUCCUCGAGUGCUGUGUACAGCAUACCCUUCACUCUAGGGAGUGUUCCAUAAAUUUCGGGUGAGGCCUCGUUAGCCUCGUCGAUGACCUUUUGAACGAACUCAGGGUCAUGGAUCCGGCCUGCAUACAUCGGCCCUGCAAGAUGGGUAACCGAGCCACAGUGAUCGCAAAGGGGUGGCGCUGUGGGCGCUUUCGUAAACCCGUGCUUGUAGAAAAUGCCGCUUCCCUUCUUGUUUGGUGCUGGCUUAUUCUUCAUGAGAAGCUGGGUGGUCCAGGAACCGCAUCCUCCACCACAACUAUAAACCACCAUAUUCUUGCCUCCCUGGAACUUGACCAUAGCUGGCGACCUAGUCACGCGAACAAACACUCUCAUGUAGUAGUCGACUGAUAGUGAGAGGAGCGGCUCGAUUGCGAGGCCGUACUUGGCUGCGGCGGUCUCGAUAGAAUGCAGGACAAUACGAAGCCCAACCUCAUGACUGUACCAACCCUUCACCGGAACACCGCCGUAUAACGCGUAGCAUUUUUCAGGAUAGCCAUUGGAGGCCCAAACGCCAGAAUCUGUGCAGGUGACGCAAAGCAGCCCACCAUCGUCCCUGAUAGCUUGAACAGCGGCAUCAAGGAACGGAGCAGCGCUUCCAUAAGGGUCAAGAUCGAUAACGUCGUACUUGUUGCUGGCAAUAAUCGCCUUCCCAGCACGCCCACUGCGCUUGCGAAGCUCGUCGACAACCACCGAGUACAUAUGAGCAAGGGCAUCGUCGUGGGAAACACUGAUCUUGUCAGCCAAGCCAUUGUGGAUGGCAUUGCGCUGGAUUGACUCGGUGGCCACCUUCAAGAGAUCAUUCGAGGUUACUUUGGUGAGGAAUGGGAUUUCGUGGGCAUAGCGCAAAGCACGAAGGCCGCUGGCAGACAAAGCGUCCAAUAUUGUGAAUUCCACGCCAGAGCUCUUCUUCUCUUUCGCAGCAUCAGCACCAUUGCUUGGCUGAGCCCCCAGUUCCUUAUCUUGUUCGGGGAUUGCGGGCUCCAGCUCCUUCGCAUCCGGCAUCUCAGUGUCCGCUGGCGCAACUGCAGACUCGCCGACAGCCUCCUCGGCGCCAGCAUCAUCACCGAGUUUAGGAGACUUUGCAGGCCGUUCGCUCUGCGUCUGCUCCUUUCGUUUUCUCUUCUUCUCGGCAAACUUGCCACUCCUUGCUUCGCUCGCAACUUUCUUCUGCUUCACCUUUUCCUUUCCAUAUGCCUUCAUUGCCAGAACUGUCAAGUCUCGGUUGAAUUGCUGGAUUGGGUUGUAAAAGACCUGUUGCACCUCCUGGCCAUCCUUGGCAUCUUUCUGUUCGGGGACGAGAAUAUGCGCGAGCCCUUCCUUCACUGUGGUAUAGAUCACGUUGUCGUGCUUGAUUCUCUGACCGUUGGCCGGCGUGGCAUCGAGGCCCGGAAGCUCGUCGUCGGACAUGGCGCAAAGAACGCUGUGGGUGCGUUUAAACAGGGGGAAGGCCGAGACGUGAGGCAGGUAGUAUGAUCGUCGUGGUCGGUAGAAAUUGCCGACUAUGGAUCGAUAGGAGGCCGAGAACAGGCUCAGGCGCAUCGGUGACAAGUUACUGCCAUGUAAGUCGCGAGCGGAGCUGUCAAUUCAUUAUUCCUCUGACAAGAGACUUGCCUGGACCCUGAGCCACCAACAUUUUUGUGAUUCUGCCAGGCGGUUCCUGCCUCUGUCGCCAUCAUCAUCAUAUGGCAAGCAGUCCAAAGAGUUGCUUUACCGAGAAGCUUGAUGACCUCAGUUCUAACCUCAGGUCCAAUACUGCUGCUAAAAACGGGUUGGGAAAUGAGUUGUCAGAUCUGGGCUUGUUUCAUGCUGCCUCCUCAGAUCAGAUCAUGCAAUGACGCGCCUGCAACUUCUCCCGCCAGCUGGUGGUUGCUUCUCAAAAAGCUGGACCGUCUGUUGAGUUUCUGAGACUUAGAAGGAGCCGCCUUUGAACUGUGGUGUUUCGACAUCCUACUUCAAAGCCUUCCCUUUCGGUCUCAUUUCCUUCGUCGGCUCCGAAGCGAUAGAUGGCCCCUUCUUCGCGCUUUCCUCUUGUCCAGUUUCCGUCGCCAGCUGUGCUUGACAAACAUGCCUGGGCAAAAUGGACACGCCCGACUGAUUUGAUUGCCAGAGGUUGGUUUCUUGACUACACUCGACCUCCUACCUCCGCUGUAACCAGCUGUUUUGGGCAUUUGGCGACUUGUUGAUUCUCUCCAACAGGACUCUGUUAAUAUUUUGUAUUUUCCCCUCCUUUCCAUGUCCAUUUCCCAAGGCAUGGCCUCUCUCUCCAGAGACCCCAGUCGCCUGAGUCUUCACGGCCUGAAAGGCGACCAGCGAUCAGAGACAGGCGAGAGCUUUUACAAAUCCGACAAACCCUCUGGCAUCCCAGUUGCUACGGGCCGUCCCGGAAGUGGCAACCCGGUCACUUCGAGACCUCCACAGGGACAGGGACGCCAAAAGCCAGGCACAAACAUUCCGCACCGCUUCUUGACUCCAGCUGAGUGGGCUCGUGUAGCUCAUGGACUCGGGGCAAUCAGGGAGGGAGAAACGCACCAGGUCGUCCACCCUUCUUCCUGGUAUUGGCCGCCGAAGGGUCUUCCAGAAGGCCUCUACCGAGAUAUCGUCACCCAGCGAACCAAAUACUUCUACUCUUAUCACAUCCUGAGCGUCCUGCGCUGGCUUCUCAUGCUUCUUCAGAUCAUCCUUGGAGCUGUUUUGACAGCCCUUGGCUCGUUCCAGACGACCGACGGCACCCCGGUAACUGUGCUGGCCGCCAUCAACACUGUCGAUGCUGGAAUACUCGCUCUUAUGCACAACAGUGGGUUGCCUGAUCGCUAUCGUUUGGACAAAGUUGAGUUCGUCAAGGUUGAAGAUUUUCUCAAGGAACUCCUUGAUACGGGCAUUGUCGAACAACACCAGACCGUCGACGAUAUUCUCAGCGAUUGCUUUGCACGAUACCAGAAAGCCAAAUCCAUUGUCCUGGCUAACAUGCCCGAGUCCUACACGACCCAAGCAGCACCAUGGAUUGGAGAAAAAGCGCCGAUGAUAUGUCCUGAUCCGUCCGCCCAUUUUGUGAUGUCGGUUCAACCACAGUCGCAACCGAACCAGGACAAGCAGUAG
This is a messenger RNA of Podospora pseudopauciseta, 3713 nucleotides long. RefSeq lists its product as uncharacterized. The record is from RefSeq and is a predicted model, not a curated record. The coding region runs from base 2850 to 3713 and encodes 287 amino acids. The transcript has 4 exons. NCBI's taxonomy places the organism in Eukaryota, Fungi, Ascomycota, Sordariomycetes, Sordariales, Podosporaceae.